This is a messenger RNA of Neomonachus schauinslandi (Hawaiian monk seal), 1985 nucleotides long. RefSeq names its product SRY-box transcription factor 18 (gene SOX18). Bases 99 to 1262 code for a protein of 387 amino acids. Gene Ontology annotation, biological process: lymphangiogenesis; angiogenesis; positive regulation of transcription by RNA polymerase II. Gene Ontology annotation, molecular function: DNA-binding transcription factor activity, RNA polymerase II-specific; RNA polymerase II cis-regulatory region sequence-specific DNA binding. The record is from RefSeq and is a predicted model, not a curated record. The transcript has 2 exons. NCBI's taxonomy places the organism in Eukaryota, Metazoa, Chordata, Mammalia, Carnivora, Phocidae.
UCGCCGUCCGCCCUGCCCUUCGCGCCCGACCCCGAAGUGCCUGCUAUCCACCCUCCGCGCUCCCGCGCUCCGUUCCGACCAGGCCGCGCCCAGCUGGAAUGCAGAGAUCGCCGCCCGGCUACGGCGCACAGGACGACCCGCCAGCCCGCCGCGACUGUGCAUGGGCCCCUGGACCCGGGGCCGCCGCUGAGCCGCGCGGCCUCCCCGCCGCCCCCGCUGCCCUCGCAGCGCCCGCCGCCCCCGCCUCGCCGCCCAGCCCGCAGCGCAGCCCGACGCGAAGCCCCGAGCCGGGGCGCUAUGGCCUCAGCCCGGCCGGCCGCGGGGAGCGCCAGGCGGCCGACGAGUCGCGCAUCCGGCGGCCCAUGAAUGCCUUCAUGGUGUGGGCGAAGGACGAGCGCAAGCGGCUGGCGCAGCAGAACCCGGACCUCCACAACGCGGUGCUCAGCAAGAUGCUGGGCAAGGCGUGGAAGGAGCUGAGCACGGCGGAGAAGCGGCCCUUCGUGGAGGAGGCGGAACGGCUGCGGGUGCAGCACCUGCGAGACCACCCCAACUACAAGUACCGGCCGCGCCGCAAGAAGCAGGCGCGCAAGGCCCGGCGGCUGGAGCCCGGCCUCCUGCUCCCGGGCCUGGCGCCCCCGCCGCCGCCACCCGAGCCCUUCUCCGCGGCGCCUGGUCCAGCGCGUGCCUUCCGCGAGCUGCCCCCGCUGGGCGCCGAGUUCGACGGCCUGGGGCUGCCCACGCCCGAGCGCUCGCCGCUGGACGGCCUGGAGCCCGGCGAGGCCGCCUUCUUCCCGCCACCCGCGGUGCCCGAGGACUGCGCGCUGCGAGCCUUCCGCGCGCCCUACGCCCCCUCCGAGUUGCCCCGGGACCCCGGUGGCUGCUACGGUGCGCCCUUGGCCGAGGCGCUCAGGACCGCGCCCGCUGCCGCCGCGCCGCUCUCCGGCCUCUACUACGGCGCCCUGGGCGCGCCCGGACCGGGCCCGUACCCCGGCCCGCUGUCGCCACCGCCCGAGGCCCCCCCGCCCGAGGGCGCCGAGACGCUGGGGCCCGCCGCCGACCUGUGGGCCGACGUGGACCUCACCGAGUUCGACCAGUACCUCAACUGCAGUCGGACUCGGCCCGACGCCGCGGGGCUCCCGUACCACGUGGCGCUGGCCAAGCUGGGCCCGCGCGCCAUGUCCUGCCCGGAGGAGAGCAGCCUGAUAGCCGCGCUGUCCGACGCCAGCAGCGCGGUCUACUACAGCGCGUGCAUCUCCGGCUAGGCGGCCCGCGGGGCCCGGGGCUCGCUCCCGCAGCUAGCGCGACGGGAUUGCUGCGCACUCCUGCUCUGUCUCUCUCCCGCAGGCAGGCGUAGGUCUCCCUGCAAGGGCGGUUCCCACGUGUGCUGGGGCUUUUCCAGGAAGCCCAGGCCUAGGACCUGUUGGCUGGCCCUGCCAGGGUUAAGUUUUUGAAGCGUCUAAUUCUUUUCUUGCAGUAUAUUUUCUAGAACCAGGCUGUAUUUUUUACUUUGCCUUUUUUAUAUACAUAAUACAACAUAUUUAAUUUUUAAUUAAACUUUUUCUUCCAAGGGGUUUCAGUGACCAAAAGCACCAAUGUAGCAAGGCUUUUUAAAUAUGAAGAAUACCACUGUUUGUUUGCUUUAAAGGAGAAGCAGGAGCUGGGUCGCCCCUGGGCCAGGCGAGGCCACAAUAAAGUGACUCGCUCCUUCCUCUGAACACCCGAGUCUGUGGUCGUUGGGGGAAGGGGGACCGGUACACCCAAUGACCCUGGACAUGCCCUUCCCCCAGAGAGCCGCCUCCUCCCCGCUUAGGCCCCAAAGCACCCACUUCUCCAUCCUUCCAGGCUACUCAGCAGAGAUGGUGGGAGGCAUGAGGUGUGGGCACUCCCCACCCUGCCAGCCUUCCAUUCCCCUCCUGUCCCAACCCCCAUUGUAACUGAAGCCUAAUAGGGAUCAGCAAUCCCUCCACACCCCCACCCAUGUUUGG